Molecule: messenger RNA, 812 nt
Organism: Pomacea canaliculata
Lineage: Eukaryota; Metazoa; Mollusca; Gastropoda; Architaenioglossa; Ampullariidae
Product: guanine nucleotide exchange protein smcr8a-like
Exons: 5
Coding region: 303-812 (169 amino acids)
Cellular component (GO): guanyl-nucleotide exchange factor complex
Source: RefSeq, a predicted model, not a curated record
CAAACGAGACAUACGUGACAAUGCGCGCACAAUAGUGAAAUGAAAUGAAAAUUCUUAGGUUGAAAAUGCCACGUAAAACUAGCUAAUAUAAAAGGUUAACGCAAAGCAGCUUAUCACGUGAUUGAGCAGACGCCCUUUAUUAUUGUCACGUGACAACAAAGAACCGCUACUCUGAACUAUUUAUAUCAAGCGUCCAUUGAGGCGCAUACGAUUAUCUAUGCUUGCAUCGAGAGCGACUAUUGCAACAAAACGAUGGCAAGCUGUAUAUAUAUCUGUAUAUAGAUGUUUGUUACCUGAGACCAAUGUUUGAAGGAAGCAUGUUUGGGGAGUAUGCCCAGAUUGCCUCCUUCCUCUCAUCUCCAACAGCUGGGAAUUAUGACUAUGGAGCACGAUAUCUUCCAGCCCACCUUUUACCACAGCAACCUUCAUUUAAUAUGCCAUGGGGAUGGGGACAGAAAGAUAAAGAAACUAUAACAGAAGAGGGAGUUGUUGGUGAUGGACAGUCUUUGUUGGUGGAAGACUUUAUUAUGGUUGCAGAAUUUUCAGAAAUUGAGGGACCGAAACCUGUACUUACAAUUCCUAAAGAUGGUGGUGAGAGUGUGGAUUUAAAUUCUCUGUCUGUGAAAAUCAUGGCUGUUGAUCAUCAAACAAACUCAGAGUCAGAGGGAUUCAGCAUAUCCGAAGACACACAAAUAGUACUUUCUGACCAUGAUACUGGUGUUUAUGCAUUUGCUCAUCAUCUGUUGCUCUAUGAUAAUCAAGCAAGGGGCUUUGUGAGGCCCUACUGUAUGUCUUCGUCACAACAGACUUAA